Molecule: messenger RNA, 2106 nt
Organism: Nematolebias whitei (Rio pearlfish)
Lineage: Eukaryota; Metazoa; Chordata; Actinopteri; Cyprinodontiformes; Rivulidae
Gene: tpm4a
Product: tropomyosin 4a
Exons: 9
Coding region: 140-994 (284 amino acids)
Biological process (GO): actin filament organization; muscle contraction
Cellular component (GO): actin filament
Molecular function (GO): actin filament binding
Source: RefSeq, a predicted model, not a curated record
UUUCUCUACAGCUUUACAACUCUUUCUCUAUCCGUGUCUCCUCCAGGACUCAAUUUCCUGCAUCUCAGCGCAGCGGCACAUAAAACUUUUCAAGGUGCUUUUUCCACAUCUCAUAGGGGACUUGAACUGAUCUGUCACCAUGGAGGCCAUCAAGAAGAAGAUGCAGAUGCUGAAACUGGACAAGGAGAACGCCAUUGACCGGGCCGAGCAGGCGGAAACGGACAAGAAGGCGGCGGAGGACAAAUGCAAACAGCUGGAAGAUGAGCUGCUGGACCUCCAGAAGAAGCUGAAGCAGACAGAAGAUGAACUGGACAAAUUCUCUGAGGGCCUAAAAGAUGCUCAGGAAAAACUGGAACUGUCUGAGAAAAAAGCUGCAGAUGCAGAGGGUGAUGUAGCAGCUCUUAACCGUAGGAUCCAGCUGGUGGAGGAGGAGUUGGACCGAGCCCAGGAGAGACUGGCCACAGCGUUGCAGAAGCUUGAGGAGGCAGAAAAAGCUGCAGAUGAAAGCGAAAGAGGGAUGAAAGUGAUUGAGAACAGAGCAAUGAAGGAUGAGGAGAAGAUGGAGAUCCAGGAGAUGCAGCUGAAGGAGGCCAAACACAUUGCAGAGGAAGCCGAUCGUAAAUAUGAGGAGGUGGCUCGUAAGCUGGUAAUCUUGGAGGGAGAGCUGGAGAGAGCUGAGGAGAGGGCCGAAGUCUCCGAAGGUAAAGCCAGUGACCUGGAGGAGGAGCUGAAAAAUGUGACCAACAACCUGAAGUCCUUAGAAGCCCAGGCUGAGAAGUACUCAGAAAAAGAGGACAAGUAUGAGGAAGAGAUCAAAGUUCUGACUGACAAACUGAAGGAGGCUGAAACCCGAGCAGAGUUUGCUGAGAGAACAGUGGCCAAACUGGAAAAAACUAUCGACGACCUGGAAGAAAAAUUAUCACACGCCAAGGAGGAGAAUUUGGGCAUGCACCAAGUCCUGGACCAGACCCUGCAGGAACUGAACAGCUUAUAAACACACGGAGGAAGAGGAUGAGACUGUCUUUAACAUUCCACUAAACGUUCAACUCCAUUCCGCAUUUUGAGCUGUAAAGUCUUUUACUCCCCACUUAAAAGGGGGAGAGAUUAACUUAAUGCAUGUCCCUUGGUGUUCGUUUUUUUUGUUUGUUUGUUUUUUAUUCUUUUGAAAGACGAAAUCAUUUGGAAUCCAUCACUCGAUCUUCACUUGUGAUCACAAAAGUUACAUCCAGAAGAAAGUUUUGAUCACGUGUUUGGAAAUAAUUGGCAGUUAAUUAAUCCAAAUAAGCUUCAUAUUGACCAUAAAUCACUGAAACGUGCGUAAUUUGACAUUAUCUCCUGCAAGACAGAUUACAGGUGAUAACAGGUUUCACUUAGGCUGCAUUAGUAGUUAUGUUCUGUCUUGUGGUGAUACGAAGUCACUCAACACUUUCUUCCACUUUUAUCUUCUUUACAUCCUUAUGGUUGGUGCCCGUUUCAGCUUCUAAAUUUAUUUGGGUUUAAACAGUGCAGUGGCCUGAUGGAAAGGUUGGAGUCAAACACACUAUAGGGGCACAUGUUGCUCAUUUAUACCCAUUUGUACUUAAAUAGAAAUGAAUGACUCUCUAGCCCAACUUUGACGAGCGUGUGGCUGUCAUGUUGAUAUUUACAGUGCAACUUUCAUUUUUGAGGAUCUUUGGAGCCCAAACAGCCUUUCCUUCAGCUUGACAGGACCACUAACUGUACCAUUGCCAACAAUAUGCCAAAUUUGAGUCAAUAUGUGCCACAAUAUAGCAAGUGUUUGCCAAAAUUUGUUGUAAUGCCUGUGCGAGCUUCAGCCCAAACCACUGGGGCUCAGUCAUCAUGAAUGCUUAUUGUAAAUAUAGUAGAAGAAAGUUGGAUAUGUAAUGAAGUUGCAUUUCUUGGAUUUUUCUUUACCCCGUUUACACUUUUAUUUUUCUCCAGGGGAAAUCUCAAAACCAAAGAUCGCAUGACUAAAUUGUUUUUAAGUCUUGUUUUAUUGUGGUCUCAGGAUCAGGACCUCAGAGGCUGCUUCACAUUUGAUUGAGACUCUGUUAAUAGUACUUUCAGCACCCCCUCCAUGUCUACACAAUAAAUGUUUUGCAGAAA